GGGGGUGAGGCAGUGAGUGACGGCAGCACGUGACCGCGGGGAGGGAGGAGUCGGAGAGAAUAAGAGCGCGCGGAGCGGCAGUUGGUCAGUGCUCGUCCCGACUUCAGCGGCGACACAGAGAGUCAGUCCGACACCUCCGUACAGACAGGUGAGGGCGGCUCACACUCACUCACACUCAGCAAUUCAAUGUCGCAGUCUAAAGGAACAGUUGUCCUUGCCUACAGUGGCGGAUUGGACACUUCAUGUAUUCUGGUUUGGCUGAAGGAACAAGGAUAUGAAGUCAUUGCAUAUCUGGCUAAUGUAGGACAGGAGGAGGAUUUUGAAGCUGCUCAAAAGAAGGCUCAUGCUCUGGGAGCUAAAAAGGUUUUUAUCGAAGAUUUGAGGAAGGAGUUUGUUGAGGAAUUUAUUUGGCCCGGUGUCCAAGCAAAUGCUAUUUAUGAAGACCGAUACUUGCUUGGAACAUCGCUGGCUAGACCCUGCAUUGCCAGAGGCCAAGUGAAGAUUGCAAAACAGGAAGGAGCUCAGUUUGUAUCCCAUGGAGCCACUGGCAAGGGAAAUGAUCAGAUCCGUUUUGAGUUGACUUGCUAUGCGCUGUAUCCUGAUGUUAAGAUCAUCUCCCCAUGGCGGUUACCAGAGUUUUUCAAUCGAUUCUUGGGACGCAAUGACCUGAUGGAGUAUGCAAAGAAUCAUGGAAUCCCUGUUCCUGUCACUCCCAAAAGUCCUUGGAGUAUGGAUGCUAACCUUAUGCACAUCAGCUAUGAGUCUGGGAUCCUGGAAAACCCCAAGAACCAAGCACCAGCAGGCAUGUACCAGAUGACAACAGACCCAGACAAGGCUCCCAACACUCCUGACACCUUGGAGAUUGAGUUCAAAAAUGGUGUCCCUGUCAAAGUCACCAACAUCCAUGACAAGACCACUUGUGACUCAGCCCUUGAAUUGUUCCUAUACCUCAAUAAAAUUGGGGGGAAGCAUGGGGUUGGACGUAUAGACAUAAUCGAGAAUCGCUUCAUUGGCAUGAAAUCACGCGGUAUCUACGAGACCCCAGGUGGGACGAUUCUGUUUCAUGCUCAUAUGGAUAUUGAGACCUUCACCAUGGACAAGGAAGUGAGGAAAAUCAAGCAGUCCCUGUCUCUGAAGUUCUCAGAACAACUGUACAAUGGGUUUUGGGACAGCCCAGAGUGUGAAUUUGUUCGCCACUGCAUCAACAAAUCACAGGAAUACGUGCAGGGUAAAGUGCAAUUGUCUGUCUACAAAGGAAAUGUCUACAUACUGGGUCGUGAGUCGCCCUCUUCCCUGUACAACAGAGAUCUAGUCAGCAUGAACGUCCAGGGUGAUUAUGACCCAUGUGAUGCAGGUGGAUUUAUUAAGAUCAACGCUGUGAGACUGAGGGAACACCACAGACUUCAGAGCAAGAAAGAUUGUAAAGCCUAAAGCCGUGAUGCUAAUCAUCUGACUCUCGCUGACGCAUUUUAAUUUACAAAUUAACUUCUUUAAUUUCUGUAGAGAUUAAGUGCAGAUCUCCCGGUAUUUUCAACCUUGUACUAAUUUCACUUCCAAUAAUAUGGAUUCACUUUGGGCACAAAACCCUGAGAAAACGUGUGUACCCGCCUUGUGUCCUCUUUAAAUGGUGGUGAAGCUCAAAUACUCUGACAUCGGGCUUUGAUUUGUUCUAAUCAUUUCAGCACGGGCAAAAAAAUUGUGGAUAAAUUUUGCUUUCUGACCUGUGGCUGUAAAUGUACCAUUUUUGAUCGUGCUGAUUCAAUUAAUGAUCCUUGAUCAGAAAAAACAUUUAGGCUGAAUAAUAAAAAUUCUUGCAUUUGAUAUAGUGCCUCAUUGUGUCAACAAAAUGCCCUGCAUCGCUUCACAGGGUUUAAUAUAAAGGGUAAAUGAUGUACUGUAAAGUGCAAUGACUGUAUCUACAUAAACCUUUGGACGGUUUCAUAUUGAAGAUCAGGAGAUUUCUUUGCUGAAAAAUAUCAAGAAUUUAGUUUCCCAUCAAACAAUAUAAAUUCAUUCACUGUAGCUACUUUUGAAAGCUUGAAUAACAAUGAAUCUAUACACUGUUUAAAUAAAGGGAGGUUUUCCAUAUUACGGGAAGAAUAUAAAUUACACUGGAUUUUUUUUCCUCCCUGUAUCUUGUUUCUUGACACUGAAAAAUCAAUUUGAAAUGAAUGGCUUUUGUCUGGCUCCGGCUUGUACUGUAUUGUGUUUUGUUUCGAAUUAUAUCGUCAUCACCAAAAUGUUAGCGCUUGGGAAGUGAAACAUUUUCUACCUUGUAUGGAAUGUCCAUAUCAAAUGCUCGCAGAUCAGACAGAGGUAUGUUAAUACAAGCACUAACCAUGUAAGACAGUACAUUAAAAUGCUAUUUAAAAGGCU
Callorhinchus milii (elephant shark) is the source of this 2376-nucleotide messenger RNA. RefSeq names its product argininosuccinate synthase 1 (gene ass1). Gene Ontology annotation, biological process: L-arginine biosynthetic process; urea cycle. Lineage: Eukaryota; Metazoa; Chordata; Chondrichthyes; Chimaeriformes; Callorhinchidae. The record is from RefSeq and is a predicted model, not a curated record. Gene Ontology annotation, molecular function: argininosuccinate synthase activity; ATP binding. Bases 187 to 1431 code for a protein of 414 amino acids. Gene Ontology annotation, cellular component: cytoplasm. The transcript is spliced from 15 exons.